UUCUGUAACCACAUCUCUUGUGGGGUAGGUCGCAGAUAUUCUGUGACGCAUCAAUACUUCAAAAUAAACCUCGUCUACCCUGAAAGUGCGCUUUAUCAAACGGCACCUCUAACAAGUGCAUCCGCGCGAGUUCGUGCUUUGAUUCGAAUCGGAAAAUUAUCUCCGGGAAGAAUCCAGGAGGAGAUUUAAUCCGGGAGCGGACUCUCGGGCGUGAGCGAUCCUCGCAACGUAGCUAACAUCUCCUUCCUCGAGCGAUGUAAUGAUUACGCGCAAUACCGGAUUAUACAAUUAUCACGACGAGACAGAAAAUUGACAGUCACGGCUAGUGCAUCGGAAUUUUUAACGCAUCUUUUGGCUUCAUGGCGGAGAAAAUGUAUUACUGGGGUGAGGAGAAGGAUCAGGUCGACCCCGAUCAGACCUUCAUAGAGUUCAAGGCUAAAUCGGUGGGGACGGACAAGAAACGCGAGCCGCCCCGCACCGUGCCGAAGAUGACAGUAUCUUCGCCGCAGGGUAAAAUGACCGAGAUCAGUAAUAGGGAGGAAGAUGCCGAACGCGGCGGCUGGGACAAUAAACUUGACUUCCUGUUUUCUUGCAUAAGUGUCUCCGUCGGGCUCGGAAAUGUGUGGCGGUUUCCCUACCUUUGCUAUAAAAAUGGCGGUGGUGCUUUCCUGAUCACCUAUGGUAUCGCAAUGCUGUUUUGCGGAAUCCCUAUAUUUUUUCAAGAAGUCGCUAUUGGACAAUAUCUUGGAGCUGGUGGGAUGUCGCUAGUGGGACAAUUGUGUCCUCUUUUGCAAGGUGUGGGAUAUGCUACGAUGACUAUUGUAUUCUUCCUCGACAUAUAUUAUUGUAUAAUUAUUUCUUGGACACUUUUUUACCUAAUAAGCACAUUCGUGAAUUUACCAAAAGUACCUUGGAGUGGCUGCGGAAAUUGGUGGAACACGGAUGAUUGCUUCGAUGCUACCAAAGAUAACAAAAGUACGCUUGGACAAAUAAACUGUUCAAAAAUAAUAUCUGCCGAAAAUAAUACCUGCCAUCAUACCACGCCGGUAGAAGAAUACUGGGAUCAGCGAGUUCUUGGCAUCACGUCCGGUAUCGAAACUAUCGGCAAGAUCCAGUGGGAGCUGCUAGGCUGUCUGAUUGUCGGCUGGUUGCUCGUUUACUCUAUCAUCCGGCGCGGUCUACAUCAGAGCGGUAAGAUCAUCUGGUUUUCAGCCUUGUUCCCGUACGUGGUGCUUUUCAUUCUUUUGGGAAGAGGGGGGACGUUGGAGGGCUCGUACGAGGGUUUGCUUUACUACGUGACGCCGCGAUGGGAAGAAUUGCGCAAUCCCGGACCGUGGAUAGACGGUGCUACUCAGAUCUUCUUCGCGUACAGUAUCGGUACCGGUGCCCUGCCCGCCCUAGGCUCGUACAACAAGUUCCAUCACAAUUGUUAUAGAGACGCAAUAAUCACUUGCGUAGUCAAUACCCUGACGUGUCUUCUGGCCGGUUGCGUAACAUUUUCGAUACUGGGUCACAUCGCCCUGGAACAGCAAACGCAGGUGUCCGAGGUUGUCAAGAGCGGACCUGGUCUCGUGUUCCUCACGUAUCCCGAGGUCGUUCUGAAGCUACCCGGUGCUUCGUUGUGGGCCAUUAUAUUCUUCGUGAUGCUGCUUAUACUCGGCAUCGACAGUGAAUUUUGCAUCGUGGAAUCUUUCAUAACCGGUAUGGUCGACUACUGGCCGGAUACACUACGUCCUCACAGGAUCAAAUUCACUAUCGCUAUCUGUCUGAUAAUGUUCGCUCUGGGAGUUCCGAUGGUCACGAACGGUGGAAUUUAUAUUUUCCAACUGAUGGACUUUUACUCCGCGAGUGGUAUGUCCAUAUUGUGGGUGUGUUUCUUCCAAACGAUCGCGAUAUCGUGGAUUUUCGGAGCAAAGAAAUUCUGCGAUUGCGUGCAUCAGAUGAUGGGAAUUCGUUUGAAUAAAUUCUGGUACAUAUGCUGGGUUCUAUUCGCGCCAGUGAUCAUGGUCUUCAUCUUCGUAUUUCAAAUCGUGCAAUAUAAGCCACUCAAAUAUGGCAGCAGUUACGAGUAUCCAACAUGGGCGGAAAUGGUAGGAGUAUGCUUGAGUCUUUCAUCUAUAAUAUGGAUACCAGCUUACGCGUUGUACUACGUAAUAAUAAUGCCAGGAACGUUCAAGGAGAAUAUUCAAAAGGGUCUGCAACCGAACAUAAAAUCGCAUGCAAAGUUACCGAAAGGCGAAAAGUCGGCCGUGAUACCCAUGUCGGAGAGCAGCGCAGGCUUAAUUACGAAAAAUAAUAGUUUCCUGAGUCAAACAUGAUUGAUGCUAACGAUCACUUUUAAUUCAUAUAUUAGGUUACACUAAUCGUAAAAAUAAUAUUUAUAGUGAGAUAAAUAAAAUAAUAAGAAUCCAGUACACGACUGGAUAUUCAGUAGUAAUUUGUGUCAAACUGGACGCGUGUCAAAUUAAUCGGUUUCAUAUAGUAUGUUUCAGUUAGCGCGAUCAUUACAUUAUUAUUUAUUUAAUAUUAAAUCAUAUGAUAUAUUUAUUUAAUAACGUAUUUCUGGUAAAGAUUGUCAGAUUCUCCUUAAAUCUUUAAUAGCUGGUGAAAUAUAACAUUUUAAUAUUGCAAUAGUCUGGAAUUAUGUAUUAUUUAAAAAAAAAGGAAUUAUUUCGAAAAAACUUUAUCUAAGGAUUAUGUAAUAAAUAAUAUGUUAUAUAAUUUUCAUUAUACAUAUACAUUUAUAAAAAAUAUAUUGAGAAUUAACGUUUCAAGAAACGCAAGAAUAACUUAUUAUCUUAUUUGAAGCUUGAUUACUUAGAUUUAUUGUUAAUGAUAUCAGCUAUUAAAGUUUUAAGAGAGAAAAAUUUAGAUGACAAGAAUAUUAUUUGGGGAUCGCAAUUAUAAAUGAUUCGUCUGUGUUGACCAAGCUGAUAAAAUAAAUGGUAUAAUUAAGAGAGAAUAUUAGAAGUGUGGCGGAUUAAAAAGAGUACUUAUAGAAAUAAUAAUAGUAUACCGCGCUAGAGAGAGUGUGUAUUCAGAUACCAAUUUAUUGGGGAUGAAUUAAAAGAAAUAUAUUUUUAUAUCGCGAUUACAUGUCGCGAUAAGUACAUGAAUUUUUAACAGAAAGGUCGUUUGAUUGAUGAUAUGACUAGUUUAAAGGAACUAAAAGUUCUCGUAUUGAAGAAUGACGUGCGAGCUUUUGAGACGAAUAGAAAUUUACAUUUCUUAUAUCCACUCAAAAUGCUGCACUCAUGAUUGUUCACGCAUUUAAAAGCUCCGCUUGGUGAGUGCAUUAAGAGGUUUGCUGCAACUCUACGAAAUAAAAUAAAAGCGUAGCGUAAAAAGAGUUACUGACAGUUACUAAAUUCACAAUAUACUAAAGUACAAGUAAUAAAAUAAAAAUAUAAUGUAAUUUUGGUAUGUGUUGUAUUUUGAAAUGACUCAAUGCAUUCACUGAGAAGAGACAUGUUCAAUUCCAACUAGUCACGAUAAUCAACUGAAUCGUAACAGGAUACAAAACGUUUGUAUCACAAAGUUUUAGCAGUAUUGUAUACUGCACUCAACUUCGACAGCACAAAUAUUAGAAUUUUUUUUUCACGUUUCACGUUAUGACACGAUUAUAAUGAUGCAUUUAUGAUGUAACGUAGGAUUAUAAAAUGAUAUAUAAGUUUCGUUAUUUAAUUGCUCGAAAUUCAAUUUAUAGCGCAUAAUACGGACAAUGAAUUCCUCCAAUAGCAAUUUUUUUUUUUAGAUACGAUUUUGUUUAAAACAUAUUCAAAAACUGAUUCAAACUUGCAAUCAAUGUGUAACAAAGUAUUCAGUGUCUGAGACACGUUUGACAGUAUUUUAGGAAAAGUUAACGUUAAAUUUAAAAGAAGGAUAUGUAUGUUACAUAUAUAUACAUAUAUAAUUAUUGGAAAAAAAUCGAGACUUUAUUCGAUGAACAAUGUUAUCCAAUUUAAUCUUCUAUAUUCCAGAUAGGAUUUUAAUUUGUUCGAUCAAUUCAAAUGCGCCAGAGAAUAUGGCGCAUUUUACUUGGAAAAAAAAAUAUGGAAAAUAUAAAAUUGAUUUAUCUUAUUACUACCGCUAAUAUUAUAAUUAUCACUUUCUUUUAAUUUCUAUUAUUUCAAAUCUUUAUUUUCUCACGUAAAAAUAUUUUUAUACGAGAGAUUUCUCAUUUGCUCGAAAUAUAAAAGCAAUAACGUACGAUACGAAGCGAUAUGCUUUUUCAACCGGCCUAAUUCAUUAAGAAUAUGUUCUCUUAUUUAAUCCAUAUAGAGUAAUCGCGAGCGCUAUUCGUCGAAAUGUUACUAAUUGUUGACGUUGUACAAUACUAAGGGAUAUGGCUAUGGAUAUUAGUUUCUAUUUUAGUACCAUACCAUUGCGACGCGAAGUACUUCCAAUAAUAAACUAAAAAACGAGCGAUAUUAUAAGCCAGUUGGAUCUGCGUUGAACAAUGUGCGUAUAUAACGGCAUGAUUAAUUCGUAAUUUUAUUUAAUGAUUUAUAUAUAUCAUCACAGUCAUAUACACAUAUAUUACAAUUGUUUAAAACGAUGAUUCUGUUUGCGAAUGAUAAUAUUGAAGCAAAAAAUUUGUACGCACGCAAGAGUCUCGAUCAUUUAAUUAUUAAUCGACAAAUUAGCCAAUGACACGCGACAUGCAAAAUAAUUUUUCACCGAUCGAUUUUUCAUUACGAUCGAGAAAACACAACACUGCGACUGUAUAUGUGUUUAACGUCACAAACAUUUGUUCAGCGCAUGAUAACGUAUCUCUAUCUAACUGUAUCUGUAAAUGUAUUCAAUGUGACAUACACAUAAACACAUUCGGGAGGGGAAGAGCAAGCAUAAAUUUCCGCGAUUAUUCUUGCAUGGCAAUAUCUGCGUUAUUGCCGAACGCAGGAUGACCGCAUGUGUUCGUCGAUCACACAGAUGACUCGAUUAUGGCUCGACGAAUCGCUGCUAGAACUUGUACAAAGAAUGAAGCGUAUUAUAUGAAUAUUAUAUUUCUAUAUACGUAUAUACAUUACGUUUUAUACGAUGUAUAGUGAUAUAUAUGACCGUGGGAAAAUCAAAAGAUCUGAGCCAAAACAGUAUUGUUUCUGUAAACGAAAAUUAAAUGGUCGCUUUCUUUUUUCAAUGUUGUAAGAUUUUUCUGUUAAUUUAAGUUUAUCGCAAAUUUUGAUCGAAUCUCUUUAAUUCUCAAUUAUAUGCGUAUGAUAUACGAGAAGAAUGUUUUGUAUCGCUCAUUACAAUUAUUGAAAUAUUAUUAUACAAUCGUUUAUCUGUACAAAAAAAAACCCGAUUUCAGAUUUCUAUCACAUUUUUCUAAGAAUAUAAAAUUUCGCCUAGUAUAAAAAUUUAUUUAACUCUUUAGAUAUAUGUAUAUUUAUUGUAUCAUUUCCAAAUGUAAAUAUUCGACGUAUUUAUCAUGAAAUGGUAAUCUUACCUGUAUUUUUAAAUUUUUCCGUAGAUGUAUUUUUGAUAAGUAGAUUUAUUUCAAAAUUUUAAGAAAUUUUCUAUCCAAAAUUAAUUUAUUUGCUGAUGCAUCGCUAAAAUCGAAUGCUUCACGAAUUUAUAUCAUGAGAGCCACAAGGAUUUAUUUCACAAAUUUUGAAAAAAUAUAGCAGCAUGAAACGGUGGAUAAGAAUUUUGAAAUAAAUUUUUGGAAAAUUAGAUUGCGUGAUCUCUGAGUCGUAAUAUUGAGCGAGGACUGAAAUUUGUUUAAAUUCAAUUACUUUUCGAGCGAUAUAUGCGUUAAAAGCAAUGCAUUAUUUGCAAAUGUAUAAUGGCUUGAUGCAUUAGGUGUUACACAUAGUCAUAACAUUAUGUAUAUGUUUCCGGCUAAAUUGUAUCCAUAUAUAUGUACUUAAAUAAAUAUCAACGCCUAUUAUAUUGCGAG
Formica exsecta is the source of this 5902-nucleotide messenger RNA. RefSeq names its product sodium- and chloride-dependent GABA transporter 1-like. Gene Ontology annotation, biological process: sodium ion transmembrane transport. The record is from RefSeq and is a predicted model, not a curated record. Gene Ontology annotation, cellular component: membrane. NCBI's taxonomy places the organism in Eukaryota, Metazoa, Arthropoda, Insecta, Hymenoptera, Formicidae. The transcript has 11 exons. Bases 360 to 2318 code for a protein of 652 amino acids.